UACGGUGUUCAGUCUAUUUGUAGUGAAUUAACUACACCUUUUCAGCACCUACAAAAGACAUAUCUCCCGUGGAUCUCGGAGAUCCCUCUUUCUCGGGGUAUUUCCUGGGUCAAGUAUUCCGCUCGUUUGCUGUCAGGAAUUCAGUAGAGUGGCCUUGAAAGAAGCAAGCCUACUCUUCUUCAUGUGUAAUGCUUUCUUUAAGGAUAGAGAUCAUUCGUGAAUCUCAACGUCGCAUUUUUGCCGACGUCGGUCUCGUCGAUCAGCUCAUUCAACUCGACAAAGAAUGGCGUCAGCGUAACCCAUCUCUCCUUCUCUCUUUUUCACUUAGCACUUCGCGAUCUAGAAUUUUUCCUUGUAAACUUUUUGUGUGUCAUUCUGCUUCUUCGUUUUUCAGUUUGUAGUACAAUGUUUGGGAAGGAAAAGAGAUAGAAGUAAUGAUAACACCGUUUUUUCUUAUUAAUUUUAAUAGAGUAGUGACUAAUUUUAAGUAAAUACCACUUUAAAAAGUGACUAUCCACGCCAUUUCUACUUAUCUAGCCUGGUUCAGGAAUGAUUCCAAAUUUCCGGCUGAAGUUAACACCAGUUUUUCCCAUUUCCAAUCGGCGACGAAAUCCGAACUGUCUCAUAUUGAUGUAGCUUUCUGCAUAUUACCUCCCAUUUCAGCUGAUUGAUAAUUUUUAGUCGUAUGGAAGCUAAAUUCUUUCGCUUUCUCAAGACUGUCGGAGUUGGUUUCAAGGCUAGGGCAGAAUCCGAAGGUCGUCUCUUAUACCUAAAGCUGGGUAAUAGCCAUGAGGCUGAACUGACUGUUCCUCCUGCAGUUCGUGUGUUCUGUUUCAAACCUAAUGUCAUCUGCUGUGCUGGGAUUGACGAAGAGAGGGUACAUCAAUUUGCUGCUUCUAUAAGGAGUUGUACACCUCCUGAAGUUUAUAAAGGCAAAGGUAUAAUGUACGUUGAUGAAAUCAUAAAAAAGCCGCAGGGGAAGAAAUCAAAAUAAAGUUUAAGUUCAAAUCUUGCUAGCUGUGUCCUUCUUCAUUUAGGUGCACUAGUUACUUUUUUUUUUUUGGUUAUACAUAAUAGGGGAGCCUUGGCGUAACUGAUAAAGUUAGUUGCCUUCAUGUGACCAGGAGGUUAGGGGUUCGAACCGUGAAAAUAGUCUCUUGCAAAAAUACAGGGUAAGACUGUGUACAAUAGACCUUUAUGCUCCAGACCUUUU
Nicotiana tabacum (common tobacco) is the source of this 1213-nucleotide messenger RNA. NCBI's taxonomy places the organism in Eukaryota, Viridiplantae, Streptophyta, Magnoliopsida, Solanales, Solanaceae. The record is from RefSeq and is a predicted model, not a curated record.